CCGCGCACGAAUUCCAUGAUCCCAUCAUCAAUAGCUUUCUCGAUCCCGCCUCCCAUCGGAAAACUAAACUAAUCCCACCUCAACCCAAUCUCCUCCACCCCCCGUGGGAUCGAUCCCUCGGCCCGCCCGCCUCCCUCGGAUCGACCAGAGCCACCCCGCCGCGAGACCAGGAUCUUGGCGAGCGAGAGCACAUGGCGCUGGCGGCGGCGGCGGCCUUGGCGUGGCCAUGCCUGGGUGGGAACUCGCCGGCGUGGAUUGACGUCCCGGAGCGGAGCAAGAGCGCGUUCAUGGAGCUGAAGAGGAGGAAGGUGCACCGGUACGUGAUAUUCAAGAUCGACGACAGCACGGAGGAGGUCGUGGUCGAGAAGACCGGUGCGCCCGGGGAGAGCUAUGACGACUUCACGGCCUCGCUGCCUGUCGACGACUGCCGCUACGCCGUCUACGACCUGGAUUUCGUCAGCGACGACAACUGCCGCAAGAGCAAGAUUUUCUUCAUCUCCUGGUCUCCUGAUGAUUCUCGCAUCCGUGCAAAGACCAUAUAUGCUGUGUCGAGGAAUCAAUUCCGCCACGAGCUCGACGGGGUGCACUUUGAGAUCCAGGCAACUGACCCUGGCGACAUGGACUUGGAAGUUCUCAGGGUCCGUGCUAAUAGAACCUGAUAGCUAGGUUGACUCUGCUAGCUUGCUGAUACACACCAGUAGCUCAAGAUGCGUAGCCUGCUACUAAAAUGCGGCGCUGGUGCACUGAUGUGAAGCAUGGUGUAUAAUCCGGCUGCUGAUCACACCUGAGUAUGCAGUGUUCCUUUUUUCAGGAGAUAGCAUCUCAGCGAUAUUAAUAUAGCUAGAUAAGUUCCCUAUAAUAUGAUGUGGAAACGGCUCCAUUUAAUGUCUAGUUGCGCAUGUACUAUUUGUCUUCUCCUAAGCAACAGUUUUGUUGAGCUUAAACUGCUACUGCUCGGUGGUUUUGUAAUAGUUUCUGUUUUUUCUUUUUUUGUACUGAAUGUUCAGUCAAUCAUGGAGCAUGAUUUGCUACUUA
Messenger RNA from Triticum dicoccoides, 1035 nucleotides. Its product is annotated as actin-depolymerizing factor 10-like. The coding region runs from base 192 to 659 and encodes 155 amino acids. Lineage: Eukaryota; Viridiplantae; Streptophyta; Magnoliopsida; Poales; Poaceae. Gene Ontology annotation, biological process: actin filament depolymerization. Gene Ontology annotation, cellular component: actin cytoskeleton. Gene Ontology annotation, molecular function: actin binding. The transcript has 3 exons. The record is from RefSeq and is a predicted model, not a curated record.